UACUGAUUGGCUUUUUACCUUUGGCGCAUGUAUUUGAGCUUUUGGCAGAAAGUGUUUGCCUUAUGACUGGCGUACCAAUUGGUUAUUCCACACCAUUAACAUUAAUUGAUACAAGUAGUAAAAUUAUGCGUGGUAGUAAAGGAGAUGCCACCGUUUUGAAACCGACUUGCAUGACUUCAGUACCACUCAUUUUAGAUCGGAUAUCAAAAGGCAUUAACGAUAAAAUUAACUCUGGCUCAGCAUUCAAAAAGGCAUUGUUCAGAUUUCUGUAUCAGUACAAAUUAAAUUGGACUCAAAAAGGUUAUCUUACACCUUUAGUAGACAGGCUAGUUUUUCAUAAAGUAUCAAAAUUGCUUGGUGGUCGCGUACGUAUUAUUAUGUCUGGAGGAGCUCCAUUAUCACCGGAUACACAUGAGCAAAUUAAAAUAUGUUUGUGUGUAGAUUUAGUACAAGGCUAUGGUUUAACUGAAACGACAUCAGGAGCAACUGUUAUGGAUUAUCGUGAUAUGACAUACGGACGCACAGGUGCACCUUUGACAGUAUGUGAUAUAC
Teleopsis dalmanni is the source of this 552-nucleotide messenger RNA. RefSeq names its product long-chain-fatty-acid--CoA ligase 4-like. Lineage: Eukaryota; Metazoa; Arthropoda; Insecta; Diptera; Diopsidae. The transcript has 5 exons. Gene Ontology annotation, biological process: long-chain fatty acid metabolic process; neuron differentiation; long-chain fatty-acyl-CoA metabolic process. Gene Ontology annotation, cellular component: plasma membrane; endoplasmic reticulum; lipid droplet. The annotation marks the transcript as partial. Gene Ontology annotation, molecular function: palmitoyl-CoA ligase activity. The record is from RefSeq and is a predicted model, not a curated record.